GCACUGAUGUCACAGGAAGCGGGGAGGUUUCCCUUCGGCUCCCGAGCGCUUCCAACCUGACCGGGCUCCGAGCCUUUGGACUCAGACCGCUUUCCUCUCCCUUCCCUCGAGGUCGGGCUCGGGAUCCUGACGCUUUUUCUCCUUGGGGUUGGCUCAUCCCGGUCGCUCUGCUUUUUGCCUUUGGACGAGAGAGAGGGAGAGACGAGCGGCAGCCACUCUCCAUUCACACACGCGGAGGUCCGGACUUGUUCUUUGCGGCUACAUUUUUGCUGGACUACAGCACAAAACGACAUUGCCUAGAUUGAGUGAUGGAGGCCAAAUGGAUCAUACAACUACUACUCUUCUUCAUCAUUGACUCGGUUCAGGUCACAGCCAUUCCAGAAGAAAAGGAAGGGAACUCUACUGAUGAACACUAUCUAGCAAGUGAUAAAAAUGUGACAGACGAGCUCCAUUCCCUAGGUGUUACCAUGAAUAAAAUCAUGGUAGCACAGUUUGAAUGUUACCAGAAAAUUAUGCAGACUCCAGUAAAUGACAAUCAAGAACCUCACUGCAACAGAACAUGGGAUGGAUGGUUGUGCUGGGAUGAUGUUCCUGCUGGAAAAACAGCAGUGCAGAACUGUCCUGACUACUUCCAGGACUUUGACACCUCAGAAAAAGUUUAUAAGACAUGUGAAGAUAAUGGACACUGGUUUCUACACCCUAAGAGUAACAGAACAUGGACAAACUACACACGCUGUAGUGAAGAAAUACCAUCUAAAUUGCAGACAGCUUUGAAUUUGUAUUAUCUCACUAUCAUUGGGCAUAGCCUUUCCAUUGUUUCACUUUUGAUUUCUCUUGUCAUAUUCUUUUAUUUUCAGAGCCUGAGUUGCCAGAGGAUCACUUUGCAUAAAAAUCUCUUUUUCUCCUUUGUUUGCAACUCUGUGGCUACAAUCAUCUGUCUGACAGGAGUUGCCAGCAAUCAACAGCUUGUUGCCGCGAAUCCUGUUGGAUGCAAGGUAGCCCAUUUCUUCCAGCUUUAUUUUAUGAUGUGCAAUUACUUCUGGAUGCUCUGUGAAGGCAUUUACCUGCACACGCUCAUUGUGGUGGCUGUAUUUGCAGAAAAACAGCACUUGCUGUGGUAUUACCUUCUUGGAUGGGGUUUCCCACUGAUUCCUGCUUGCAUACAUGCAGUAGCAAGAAGGAUAUACUUCAAUGACAACUGCUGGAUCCGUUCAGACACGCAUCUGUUGUACAUUGUCCAUGGUCCAAUUUGUGCUGCUUUGUUGGUGAAUCUCUUUUUCCUCUUGAACAUUGUUCGGGUUUUGAUAACCAAACUCAAGGUCACCCACCAGGCAGAAUCCAAUCUCUACAUGAAGGCUGUCCGAGCCACCCUCAUAUUGGUGCCACUUCUUGGCAUUGAAUUUGUGCUGGUUCCCUGGCGACCAGAGGGCCGCAUCGCUGAAGAGAUUUAUGACUAUGUGAUGCAUAUCCUCACGCACUAUCAGGGCUUGCUUGUGGCGACAAUUUUCUGCUUCUUUAAUGGAGAGGUCCAGUCUGUACUGAGAAGGAACUGGCAUCAAUUCAAGUUCCAAUUUGAACACAGUUUUGCCCACUCGGAUGCUCUUCGCUCAGCUUCGUACACCGUGUCCUCUUCAAUCACUGAUGCUCAGAGCUUCACCUAUAGUCAUGAUUGCAACAGUGAACAUUUAAAUGGGAAAAACUAUCACGACAUGGACAACGUGAUAUUCAAAGCUGAAAAGUUGUAUGGCUGAAUUGAGAAGACUCUUUAUGCCCAACCCACCCGUAAUGUUUUGCGUGGAUACCUUUAUGAUGAAAGAGGAUCUUCUUUUUUGUUCGUUUUCUUUUUUGUCAAGUGUUGUCGGAAAUGGUUGUCCUUGAAAGAUGGAGUGAAUUUGAGUCUCGCACCUGCACAUGCAGUAACUUACCUUGGCGUCUGUGGGUUUGCUCUUGGUUGUUUGUACACUGGAGCAGGUCAUGCCCAUCAACUGAACGUUGGAACAGCUUUGAGUCCUGGAUUCCCCGCAUUGAAAGAAAUACUGGUUGAAAUUUGGGAUCAGUCACGCUCUAGGUAUAUGCAGACGAAUGUGUAUGUUUUUUUUACAUAUGAAGACGUAUCAAGAUAGAUCAAUGUUGCCAAUUCAGUUUCUACUGUGUAGACAAAGUGGGCAAUUAUUUUGUAUGAAGGGAAUCAAAGAAAAGUUCCUUAUUUUUUUCCCCACCAGUUUGUAUUAUGACUGGGCUUUCCUGGAGGUCGUUUUGUUUGUUGACAAAAAAACCCCUUGUAAAUAUUGUAUUUAUCAUAUUGUGUUGUCUUAAGUGCAGCCAACAGAGAUGUUGAGAAAGGAUGCAGUCAUGGCAAAGCAUUCUUCAUGUUGUCUGUGCAACAUUUAAUUCUGACAAAGAUAGGAAAAAUCUGCGAUAUUUUAAACUGCGAGUGUUGUAAAGCUGUUAGAAAUUUUAGGGCCAGCACUGUAUGAUAUACCUCUGCCUUUUUGCCUCCACAGAGAGCCUCUCAUAAGAAAGAAUGGAUGACUAGAGUCACAAUCCUUGGUUUCCAUUAUUCUCUUCUAAGCAUGGCACGUCUGUGGAGUAUCCAUGCUUGCAUUAGUUUCCUUUCCUUCAAAAGAACUUAUUUGAUUUCUUCUCAUGCCUUGGUAUGACUCUCUCCAGUAACGUGAAUGCUUACGUAGUCACUUUUUUUGUGAACUGGAGCAUAUCAACAGAAUUGAACAGCCUCUGUAGGGUUGAUUCUGGUGACUGUGGCUGUUUGAUAUUUAAUAAAUCAAUUAGGCAUUGUGCUUACCUCAAAGACCUGUAAUCCUUACCUACUUAGUAAAAAGAAAAAGAAGUUGGCACUCUUAAAUAUUUCAGGCUGGUUUCCUUGGCCAGAUGUUUAGCCUCAGAGGAAGAUUAGCAGACAAUAAGCUAUGCAGUCUUCUGAGGUACAAGUUGUGUAUAUAUAUUUGGAGAGGUGAUGACAUGAAAUGCAAAUAGUUAUAUUGAUUUCAGAAAAUAUGCGGAUCCGUUGAAGGAUUUCCCAUAUGUGAUAUGGGUAUCAAAGGUCUAAACCGUGACUUAGACAAUAGGGAACUAAAAUUAAGUGUGUAUGUUAACUGAUACACCUAUCUGGUCAUUACUAUCUUUAUAAUAUGAACAAAGUUGAUGACUAAUGUGUGUCCAAAGAUAAGUGAGAUGAAUUCCGAAUGACUAUUUUUAUCUGAGUGUAAACUGCCUAUAUAAGAUGGAGAGUACUGGAGGUCAUUGUUUGGCAGAAGUAAAAGCAGUUGAUGGACAGGAAUCACACCUGAAGUGCAUCUACACUGUAGAAUUAAUGGAGUUUGAUACCUCUUUACUGUUAUUACUUGAUGUUAUGAAAACCUGGAAUUUGCAGUUUGGUAAGGCGCUAGCACACUUUACCAGAUGGGACUAAAGUCCUGAUGAACCUACUCAUCCCAGGGUCCCAUAGCAUUGAGCCAUGUCCAUUCAAGUGAGAUCAAACUGCAUUGAUUCUAUAGCUGCAGCUAGCAUAAAACUCUAUCCCUCCACCAUUUAUUUUCACAGACACAAAGAAAUCAUAGGAGGGAAUUGAAAUCAUACUUAGGUGAUCCCUCAUAGACCAAGGAUGAUGGUCCUCCAAGCGCAGUGUCUUGGCGGUGGGUCCGUAGGUGGCUGUGGAGCCCUACUCUUGAUCUGCAUGUUCUCCUACAGCGAAGACAUCGAUUUCCAGACAGAAGGCAGUCCCAGUCAGGGUUGACUUGAUGCGCCUUCCUCUUGGCAUGUUUUUCCCUUAAGCCCUCCAUUUGUGCCUCUUCAAAUUCUGCAGCACUGCUGGUCACAGCUGACCUCCAGUUAGAGCGCUCAAGGAGCACUCUAACUGAAAUCAUAGGAGAGAAUUGAAGAAAUUUUUGACCUAGAAAUGCGUUUUCUAUUAGAAGAGACCAAAUGAUGGUAAAGUGAUCACAGUUGACACCUCGUUUUAAGCUAGGAUUUGCAUUGGUUUUUGUAUAAGGAUUGAUUUUUUAAAAAGCAAUAGAAUUCUCUUGCCAUUUACCCCGAAAUUUUUCUUUUUAAAAUUGAUAGAAAUUUUAUCUGAAAAGGUAUACAUUUCAUUCUGGCACAUGAAAACACAUCAACGGCAAAUGGUCUUGACACCAGAAAAGAUGUGAUUUGUUUUCAAAACUUGCUUGGAAAUAUGCAUCUACACACACCACUACAAUUGUCAUGGCUCAAUACGAAGAAAUAGUGGAAGCUACAUUUUUUACAAGAUCUUUAGCCAUCUCUGGCAUAAGAAUACUGGGGCCUUACCAUAUACAACUCCCAUAACAUUGAGCCAUGCCAGUUAAAGUGGUGGUAAACUGUUUUAAUUCUACAGUUUUAAUUAACCCCAUAGUCAAGCUGAUUAAAUCCAUUAUAAGGGAUGGUGUAUCUUGACUGGAUGCAGGAUUAUACCUAAAUACAAUUGUGGAAGAAGCUUAAUGAGAUUCGUUGUGUAAGUGCUGAUAUAUUCCUUAUUAUCUUGAACAAUGUUAUAAUGCUGCAUCUGGGAAUCAAGUGGCUUUCUAGAUAAUGUUAGACUACAGCUGCCUUCAGCAGGGAUUAGACAACUGUAAAAAGCAUAGGGGGCACAUUAGCCCACCAGGAGAUCCUGGUGGCCACAUCUCCCUCUCCAUGUCUUCAUCAAAAAGACGGUUUGCCCUUGAACUCCUUGAAUAAUAUUUUUGUCAUUAUUAAUGAUUGACUCAAGAAAGGAAUUUUUGGCAACAGAAUCAUUGCAAGUACAUAGAUUGCACUUGGCCCAAUGCGCCCACUUGACCUAUCCAUUGCAGCCAAUGAGCAAAGCUGGGAAAUGCGGUUUACCAGUACCUGGAGGAUCACUUUAUUCCCAUCCCUGACUUACAUUAAGAAGUGCUAUAUUCAGUAGUUAACUCCAUUGUGGUUAUUUUUAAAAAGAAAAUAAAGAUUAUGGUUUGGAAAAAGAUGUAAGAGUUCUAUAAAUAUUCUGGAGCUACCAUGGUGUGAUGGUUUGAGCACUGGACUAGGACUCGAAACCCCACUUGGCUGUGAAAACUCACCGGGUGACCUUGGAUAAGUCUCACUCUCUCAGACAAAGGCAACGGCAAUCCUCUGAUCAAACUUUCCCAAGAAAACCCAACGAUAAAGGCCACCUUAGAGUUUGUCUUCAGUCGGAAACAAGUUGGGGCAAACAACAAAUAUUUAGAAGUAAAUAUAAUUGUAGAAUGUAGAUCUUUGUGAAAUGCUUUGUUUUUAACAAAUAUUUCUGGUAUAUUGAAAAUCAAGUUUUGGAAAUGCAGGAAUUCCUGAAAAGUCAAAGGAAAAAAAUGCAUGUUUUUUAAAACCCUCUGUACUUCAUUUAAUGUGAAAGAACAAGAGACAUUUUGCGACUUCCACUGUUGAAAGAUGUUCUCAUAAUUAAUGUUUUUCUGCCUUAUGAAAAGAGCUGACCAGGGAUGAAAUGAGUUUCUUCAUCUUUCUCAGAAUAACAUCUGGUUUUUAAAUAUUAUGUUGGAAGAUGAAAUGAGUAAUUUCCUUGUUUCUCAGAGCUGUGUAUUAUUAAUUGUCAUUCAUUGACAGCGAAUUUAUUAGCCUUUGUGAUGCUUAGAAGAAUGAAAGUUCCCAAGUUACAAACAAGAUAGGUUUUGUACAUUUGUUCUUAAACUGAAUUUAUAUGAAAGUCGGAAGUGGUACAUUUUCUAAAUAUAACUCCAGCUGUGUGUAUAUAUGUGUGUGUGUGUGUGUGUGUGUGUGUGUGUGCGCGCGCGCGCGCGUGUGUGUGUGUGUGUAUAUAUAUAUAUGUAUAUAUAUAUAUAGGGAGCCCCUGGUAGUACAGUGGGUUAAACCGCUGAGCUGCUGAAGUUGCUGACCGAAAGGUUGGCAGUUCGAAUCCAGGGAGCGGAGUGAGUUCCCACUAUUUUCCCCAGCUUCUACCAAACUAGCAGUUCGAAAACAUGCAAAUGUGAGUAGAUCAAUAGGUACCGCUUUGAUGGGAAAGUAAUGGCGAUCCAUGUAGUCAUGCUGGCCACAUGACCUAGGAGGUGUCUAUGGACAACAGUGGCUCUUCGGCUUAGAAAUAGACCAACCCCCAGAGUCGGACACAACUAGACUGAAUGUCAGGGGAAACCUUUACAUUUAUGAUAUAUAUAUACACACACACACACACACACACACACACAUACAGAGAGAGAGAGAGAGAGACUUAGCUUAAGGAAGAGUUAACACUCCUAAUUCAUUUGUUUUGCUUUCAGAAGUUUUCACCUCAUUUUCUGUCCCUCUGAUAACUGAAUUUUGAAAAAAAUUACUUAUUGUGGAAACAAUGAUUGGUGAUAAAGCUUCAGUUAAGCCACCCUUUCCCCCUGAUAACUGUUUUAGGAGUGAAUUUCCCUUUCUAGGAGUAGACUUCUCUCAGUUCCUGUUUUCUCACCCCCCAUUCUUAACUAUGAAUCAUUUGUACGUCAGAAGCUUGUAACUCUGGGCCUGCCUGUAAUUGUCACAUUUGAUUGGAAAAUACUGAUUCACUGAAUGCUCGACAUUUUGCUCUUACAGUAGAUGGUAGUUGACUAGAUAAUGAAAUAGCUAUUUAAAGUCAUUGAAUUUUCUGCACCAAUUAUGUGUUUAUUGUGAAAAGCACAGCCAUGCUUAUGCAGACUUAAUCAGCACAGAAAAACACAAAAUUCACUUUAGAAUAUUUGUCUUUGUGAAAACGAUGACAGUAUUAGCCAUUAUUGAAGGUUACAGUGGUAGGCUUAAAAGCACAUGCUCAGAAUUGAGAAAAGCACAACAUUCUACCAAAAUAUUCUUCUGGACCAAGCUCAAGAUUAGCAAGGAAUUUUUUUGCAAACUAAUCCAAUUUGGCUGAAUGUCUAUAUUGUGGUUGUCAAAUAUUACCUUGCUUGUAAACAUUGUAUAUAUGGUUGUUGUAUGUCUUUCGGGCUGUGUGGCCAUGUUCCAGAAGUAUUCUCUCCUGAUGUUUCGCCCACAUCUAUGGCAGCCAUAACUCACAACCUCUGAGGAUGCCUGCCAUAGAUGUGGGCGAAACGUCAGGAGAGAAUACUUCUGGAACAUGGCCACACAGCCCAAAAGACAUGCAACAACCCUGUGAUCCCGGCCAUGAAAGCCUUCGACAACACAUUGUAUAUAUGCAUUAGCCCAAAGUAUAUAUGUUGUUGGGAAUCAAAUCCAAAAAGGCCCUAUUUCAGUUAUACUGGAUGUAUUUUUUUAAAAUAAUGAUACACAGAGUCUGCUAUUUGCUCUAGCCAUGACAUCACUGAUGGAUGGUUGUUUGUUUUACAGCUUUUUUCCAUGGGGUUUUAGUCAUGGGUGUGGUCCUAUAGAGGUUUGUCUCUGCCUUUCCGGACAAGAAGAAACUCUAAUGUGACAGAAAACCCUGGAAUGUCCUUCUCUUUUUGGAUUUUAAUCUCAUUGCCUACACAAUAUCGAGGAGAAAUCUUAUUGCCUGCACAAAUUUAAGGAGAAAAGAGAAUUUGUUGUGUCCAAGGUUAUUUUGGUCAACAGAGCACAUCUAUGACUUUCUUUUAUGAGUUAGGAAUGCUCAACGGUGCAAUAUGGAACACAUGUGUACAUCUGGAAGUUUUCUUUUAUAGAAAACCAUGGAAAAGCAUUGGGAAGAAGCCCAUGUUUCUCAUUAGGACAGUCACACAUCAGAAGAACCCUACUUUGAGUCAUCCCUUUCCUGCACUUAUAUGGAGAUUAGAACACUUUAACUUUGGUGCUGAACUUCUUAUCAGAUUAGCAUCUCAGGGCUCUCUGCGUGGUAAUUAUAUUGUCUCUUUUUCACUUUUGGAUUUUCAGGUGAAUAUAUGAAUAUAUGAACUGCCUUUUCUGAAAAGUAUUGCAUUCGUGUGACUAUUAGGUAGCAAGAAAGCUUUCUCUUAUGGUUUAUUCAGUCUCAUAUGGAGGGCUUUUAAAAGUUAAUCUUCAGGACUAUAUAUCCCAGAAUCCUAUAGCAUCAGACAUGUUGGAGUUCUGGAACUUCUAUUCCAAAAAUAAAAUUUCCAAGUUCAGCCUACAAGCCAUAGUUGGAUAUUGCAAUUUGCAGUCAACUAAAACAUGUGUGAAACAACUUGGUUGGUUUGAAUGCAGGGAAUGAACUCACUUGUUUGACAAUCGAAAUGUUGUUGUUUGCUUGAUAUAUUACCUUACCAAUGUGAAUAAGCAUCUUGGAAUAAUGACCUCUAUGAAGGUGGCUCAAAGCUUUUUUUUUUUGAGUGGUUAUUUCAGUUAAUCACUGAAAAUGUAUAAUGUGGGGAGGAGUCAGAUGAGAAUUUUAAGGCUCUCAUCUGACGUUUAGUACCUAAUAAUAAUGAAUGUGUAAAUUCUAAUGUUGAUGAAUAGUACUCCAAAUGAAUGAAUUAUCUAUUUUUGUGCAGAUGCCUUCAAUUAAUAAAAUGUCAGAAAUGGCAAAUAA
Molecule: messenger RNA, 8443 nt
Organism: Anolis carolinensis (green anole)
Lineage: Eukaryota; Metazoa; Chordata; Lepidosauria; Squamata; Anolidae
Gene: calcrl
Product: calcitonin receptor like receptor
Exons: 13
Coding region: 309-1751 (480 amino acids)
Biological process (GO): angiogenesis; adenylate cyclase-activating G protein-coupled receptor signaling pathway; cell surface receptor signaling pathway
Cellular component (GO): plasma membrane
Molecular function (GO): calcitonin receptor activity; calcitonin gene-related peptide receptor activity; adrenomedullin receptor activity
Source: RefSeq, a predicted model, not a curated record